Phalacrocorax carbo (great cormorant) is the source of this 1502-nucleotide messenger RNA. NCBI's taxonomy places the organism in Eukaryota, Metazoa, Chordata, Aves, Suliformes, Phalacrocoracidae. The record is from RefSeq and is a predicted model, not a curated record.
AUGGUGCGUCUCUGUGAGGAGCAGCUGGCUGCCUGCACUGCAAAGCGCCGGCCAGCUGUGGAGGCAGAAAGCUACGCACAAUGCAUUCAGCUCUCAAAAUACCCCACUGUGUGUAAGUUUUUCCACAGCCCACCAGUGAAGCCUGGAGAAAAACCUUCAGAAACCAGUGAAGUCCACCAGCGCAAGGAGGUUUGUCACUGGCCGUGCAGAUGCCCGCCUGUGCCAAGCUGCACCCCUGGGGUAAGCUUGGUGAAGGACGGUUGCGGCUGCUGUAAGGUCUGUGCCAAGCAGUCAGGAGAGACCUGCAAUGAAGCAGACAUCUGCGAUCCCCACAAAGGCCUCUACUGUGACUACUCGGAAGACGAGCCUAGGUAUGAAACAGGCGUGUGUGCAUAUCUGGUAGCUGUAGGAUGUGAGCUCAAUGGAGUUUAUUAUCUUAAUGGGCAGACCUUCCAACCUAACCCGCUUUAUAAGUGCCUGUGUGUCAGUGGUGCGAUUGGAUGUACACCUGUGUUCACACCAAAACUAGCAGCAAGUCCCUGCACCAGGGCCACGGGCAGAAAGCGGCCUGGACAAUCCAUCUGUGGGCGCGGACAGCACAAGCAGCUUCCAUCAACAAACUACAGACUGAUGUCAGCCUACAGAAGCUUACCGCUGGUUUUGAAGAAAAAGUGCCUCGUACAGGCGACUCCCUGGACACCCUGUUCCAGGACCUGUGGCAUAGGCAUAUCCAGCAGAGUGACCAACGAAAACAGGAAAUGCGAAAUGAAAAAAGAAAAGAGAUUAUGCUUCAUCCAGCCUUGUCUGACCAAUAUAUUGAAGACAAUAAAGAUUCCCAAAGGAAAAACAUGUCAACCCACAUUCCAGCUUCCUACAGCAGAAAAACUAGUUUUUUCUGGAUGCUCAACUACCCAAAGCUACAAACUAACUUUCUGUGGGGUGUGCUUGGACAAGAGGUGCUGCAUACCUAAUAAGUCCAAAAUGAUCACUGUGCAGUUUGAGUGCCCCAACGAAGGCUUCUUUAAGUGGAAGAUGAUGUGGAUAACAUCGUGCGUAUGCCAGAGGAUGUGCGGUGCUCCAGGCGAUAUAUUUUCUGAACUCAAAGUUUUAUGACAAGUUACCCCGUGGACUGUAACAUUCUGCGAGCGCAACAGCACAUUCCCUUCCUGAAGAGUUAAUGUAACCUCCCGCCAGAGCAGCGUUUAUAGUGAAAAUAUGUGAAUGAUUGUUCUUUAAAUAGCACCUGGAAGAUGCAAGUAAGAGUGCAUCUUUUUAAAUGUAAUUGUUUUUAUAUGUGGAAAGACAUUCUUGAGAAGGAUGUAUGUAACACUAAUAUUAUCAAAACAAGAACUUUUGGUAAUUAAAAAGGCACAGCAAUAGAGCUCUGCUUGCCACUGUAACGAGUUGACUAUUUUUAGAACGGUUUCUUAAAAAAACCCCAACACUCUCAACAAAUGUUAUCACAAUGUUUUAUUGAAUACUUCUGGACUUCUAGCUCUGCU